Messenger RNA from Paraphaeosphaeria sporulosa, 2010 nucleotides. RefSeq names its product alpha/beta-hydrolase. Bases 1 to 2010 code for a protein of 669 amino acids. The record is from RefSeq and is a predicted model, not a curated record. NCBI's taxonomy places the organism in Eukaryota, Fungi, Ascomycota, Dothideomycetes, Pleosporales, Didymosphaeriaceae. The transcript is spliced from 5 exons.
AUGGUAUCAUACGACGAGUGCGGCAAGUCAUACCAGGUGCAAGGCUUUUGUAGGGAUUAUGUAACUUCACGGAGACAUCCCGAGUAUGAGAGCGAGAUUCGCCACAUCUACGAGGAAACGGCGAAUUGUUUAGCAGCCGACAGAGCCACCAAGUCUCUUCCAGUGUUUGUGGCCGAAAGUUUUUUUAUUGGAGGUUGGCUCAUCGCACUCCUGAAAGCGGCUUUGUCUGAACCGAGCUCGAACAAUUGGCCGAAUGUAGAGGUCCAUUCAAUCGCGUUUUCGGGAAUGUACCUUUGGAUCACCUCGGCAGUAGUACUUGGUUCCCUGAUUGGCGCCUCACAGACUGAGGGUUCGAUUCCGCGCUUGUUACAAGCUUUCGAAUACCAACUUACACAGGUCCAUGGACAGCUGUCUCGACGCCCCUCCGCAACCCACCGGGAAGAAAGUGGAUGGUGCAAGACAGGAAUUGAGCGUGCCAUCCACGGAGGCCUGAACAAUUGGAGACCAAGAAAGUGGAGCAGUCGCCAGCGGUCCCUGGACAUCAGCAACUGGCAGAUGGUAUCUUAUGUUAUGGUAGCGUUAAUAGCUCUUGGCGCUAGCUUCCUCACGGCAAUUGUCUUGUCCAACUUCGUUCCUCCACAUGGCAUGAAUUGUCGUCACAUCCCGCAAACGGUCAUGCUCACCAUCUGGCUCGUCAGCUUCUUACUCGAAUGUGGCUUCGAGCUAUGGUUGCCCCAAGGUCUCUUUUGGGCCGUAUAUUGCAAAGACAUGAUUGCUGCACUUAUGAAUGUUGAGGCCGGUGUAGAGUAUUUCAACGCAAUCGCUCAAGUCAAUGAGACAUUCAGUGAAGACUGCCUUACACUGAACAUAUGGAGCAAGAAUGUCGGACAGGGCCGGCGGACUGGAGUACUCCUUUUCGUUCCUGGCGGUGGGUACGUGGCUGGGAGCGCCAAUGCGAAGACUUACGAUGGUGCAAAGUUUGUUGACCAAGAGGAUAUUGUCGUUGUUACGUUCAACUACCGUGUUAAUAUUCUUGGGUUUCCUGGCGCUCCGGGCACUGGGAAUCUGGGUUUGCUUGACCAACGCCUCGCUGUUGAAUGGGUUCGCGAUAACAUCGCGAAAUUUGGUGGUGACCCUUCGCGCAUCACCAUCGCUGGACAGUCUGCGGGUGGGGGCUCAGUCGAUUACUAUUCCUACGCGUGGACCGGAGACCCGAUCGUUGCUGGAUUCAUCGCGGAAUCUGGGACCGUCCAGCUCGUAGAACCGCUCCCCGAGGACCUCGCCGCUGAGAACUGGUUCAACACGACUGGGCUGCUGGGCUGUGGUAAUGCAACGAGCAAUCGAGACGAGGUUUUAAGAUGCAUGCGCCUAAAGAACGUCAGCGAGAUAAUGGGAGCAACUACUCAAGUCUCUAUUGGGUCCGUUUUAUUCACUCCCUUUGUCGAUGAAGUUACCGUAUUCAAAGACUAUCCAGCCCGGGCAGCGGUCGGAAACUUCACCAAGCGACCUUUGCUUAUCGGGCACAACGACUUUGAAGCUUCACUAUUCGACCUGAUCCAGCGACUUAAAGGCGUUGUGCUUCCUAGCUUUUGGAGCGACUUCCAAAGUGCACGCUUCUUCUGUCCCGUGGCCGCACGUGCGAAAAUAAGCACCCAGUAUAACAUACCGACAUGGCGCUACAGAUAUUUUGGCGAUUGGGCAGACAUGCGUCUUUCCAAAAUAGUUCCUACUGGAGCUUAUCAUGGGGCAGAAGUCAAUGUCUUGUUUGAUACGGUGCCGCAUGGUCACGGGAUACCAGGCAGCACGCAAGAGGAGCUGAAGUUUGGAAGAUAUAUGAGGGGAGCUUGGGCAAAUUUUGUCGCAGAUCCUAUUCAUGGUCUAGAAAAGUAUGGCUGGCCCGCCUAUAGCUCAAGUACAGAGAGCUUAGUGAGACUGGCGUAUGGGAAUUCAAGUACUACCAGCGUUGCUUAUCCUUCGAUAUAUGAUAGCAGCUGCAAUUUUCCAGCUUAG